This is a messenger RNA of Acanthosepion pharaonis, 1020 nucleotides long. The record is from the annotation of a GenBank genome assembly. Lineage: Eukaryota; Metazoa; Mollusca; Cephalopoda; Sepiida; Sepiidae.
AUGUACCUCGCCAAAUCUUCACGUUUGCGCCUAUCUCUGUCCCGCCACCAACAACGGUUUGCCUCUAUCUCGGCCACACAGUCUGCCCAUUUGUGCCUAUCUCUGUGCCACCAUAUCUGUGAGUUUGCAUUUCUCACCCCUCCAACAAUGACCAUUUGUGUCUAUCUGUACCCCCAAUAUCUGUGCGCCGCAAAUACUGGCCGUUUGUGUCAAUCCUCCUCCAUCCAACUCUGUCCAUUUGCAUCUACUUUGCCCCGCUUGCUCUUGUCCGUUUGCGUCUAUCUCUGCCAAACCAACUAUUUCCUUUUCGUUGUCUUUGCUGUUUCGAAAGCCCGCAAGGAUUCUCUUUCUAGCGUAAUUUGCUUAUUCUUUCGCUCUAUGAGGUUUGUCAGCGGGAACAGAAUUGUCGAGCAGUCGGGGAUGAACCUGCGAAAAAACGCUUUCUCUUUCUACCUCUCUCUCUCUCUUUCUACCACCCUCUUUCCACCUCUAACUCUUUCCACCUCCAUUUACACUUCUCUCUCUUUCCAUCGCUCUCUCUUUCGAACUCCCUCUUUCCAUCUCUCUUUCGUUCUACCUCUCUCUUUCCACGUCUCUCUCUCUCUUUCCAUCGCUCUCUUUCCAUUUCUCUUUCCACCUUCCCGUGUUGGUGAUGAUGUGUUGUCUGUUAGGCAGUGUUUUUUGUUUUCAUUCUUUUUUGGGGCAUUGGCGAAUAUUGCUGGCUUCAAUCGCUCAAUUGAAACCGUUUGUUCAUCACCAGCCAAUGUCUCUAUGAUAAAAUAUUUUUCUUCCUUUUUUAUUACUUUGUAUGGCCCCGAAUAUGGAGCUUCCAGAGGUUUCCUAAUCCUGUCAGUUCGCAGCCAUACAUGUGUUGUUGAUUUUAGUUCUUUAGCAGUGAACGACAGAAAUACACUCUGUUUUAAUUUGUUCAUAUCUAAAUUUGUUCAUUUCACUCUCUCCGUUUAUCUAUCUAUCUAUCUAUCUAUCUAUCUAUCUAUCUAUCUAUCUAUGUUUAUCUGA